Messenger RNA from Lentinula edodes (shiitake mushroom), 3884 nucleotides. RefSeq lists its product as uncharacterized. The record is from RefSeq and is a predicted model, not a curated record. Gene Ontology annotation, molecular function: protein binding. Lineage: Eukaryota; Fungi; Basidiomycota; Agaricomycetes; Agaricales; Omphalotaceae. The coding region runs from base 46 to 3732 and encodes 1228 amino acids. The transcript has 8 exons.
CGAGCUCUAACUUAACUUAAGUCCCUGCAACUUAUCUUUCUCCAAAUGUCAACCAAGGACCGACAUUAUUGGAGUCAGCUUCGAGCAGCCCUCACAGCCGGCCACUGGUCCUCCUCAUCGCCAGCCAAAGCAUUCAAUGGCGCUCCUCUUUCCUGGUCGGAGCUCUUUCGCAAAUUCAACAAGCAUUGCAAAGGUUACGUAGACGUAGCGGAAGUUGCUUCACAGACCCAUGCUUUAUCUCUCUUGCUCAUUGCCAACUCUAAAGACGAAGAUCAGGAUGAACCUGUACGACCAGAAGAAUAUCCACUGGAACUCGGCGAUGAAUGUAUUCUUGCAUCGGAAAGGGUAGAAGAGGCUCGGUUGGGAUAUGACAUACUGAAGAAAAUAGAGUCUUCGAAUUUUGAUACAUUGAAUUUUGCAUUGGCGUACUAUGCAUAUGCUCUAGGUAAUCCUUCCGAAUGCUUGGAUCAUCUAAAGAAGGUUCCCGACGUCGCGCACGUACAAAAUCACAUCCCUUUGCCCGCGACACUCAGAGCGAACACACUGCGCGUCCCAACGGGAGGAUCAAGUAUAACUACCCCUCCAGCAGAAAGCAUCGCAGGAACCGAAUCGACAAUAUCUAUUGCCGAUAUCAAGGAUGGUCGCGCUUGGGCAAUAACGGAAACUAUCCGCAGCCUAUGCUUACAAGGAAUGUCCCACGAAAAGCUCUUUCCUACCGAUCCUCGAAAGGCCCUGAAAAUAUAUGCUGCCUCUUUUCCCCUUCUCACAAUCGUAGAAACCGAACUAGCAUCAACUUUCGCCCCGAUUCCCACUUCUACCGGAAAAAUAGACUUCUCGUCGUUCACCAGAUUCCGCGAAGUUUGGCGAUGGGUUGAACGGUUGCUCUGGCGCGCUAUAGUCCUCGGUUCCCGGACUCUUAAUGUCCACCACGACCACAAAAUUACUUCUUGUAGAGAGUCAGACUCAUUCUGGACUUGGUUAGAACAUUAUUCUAGCUGUAGCGUGUACUGGCCAUCAAAUUUCCGCACCUCACAUCGAUCGACGAUUUCAGUGAUAUACCUCCGGGCACUUGUGCUGCGGCAUGGGGCAAAAACUCCCGAACCGGCUCUAGUAGGAACUGCCCGAAAGUCGCCGCAAUGGAUGAAUACUGCUCGUAGUGUUAUACAAGAGUAUCGUGCCAUUCUCAAUGUCUCGACCAAAUUCCCAAAGGCUGGUGAACGAAAUCAUAAAGUUGAGGAUUUCGCCGAACAAUGUGUCGCGGUAUGGGAGGCUAGUGGAGGUGUGGGAGAAUACGGUGGGUGGGUCCUCGAUGUGCUCUGGUGGGCUAUGCGAUUAACGUUUAACUCAUACAGCAUUCAAAGGCAUUUGACGCGGUUAUUAUACGUCUCGGGUGACAUCCCUCUCGCUCGACGAACACUCAGACUCUACGUUCAAAUUGUUUCGAAAGCUCAUCAGGCUUCCACAGCCAGUGGAAUCACAGGGGAAGAACUCGAACACGAAGCUGAUACGGACCAAAGCUGGGUGCAAACUUGUGUCUUUGGUGCACGAAUGUUGUGUAGGAUCGUCUCUUCAACAUCCGCCAGCGUUUCCACUGGUAGAGCCAAGGUGAUUAUGGACGAUCUACGGGAAGCAGAAACGUUGAUUGGGAAAGCAAAAACGCGAUUAAAUGUUUCGUACCGAGAAUUAUCUGCUAGUGUGGAUUUGGCAGAGGGAAUAUGGUUGACUGUCAUGGCCAUCAAACAACAUAACUCAGACACCCGCCCCUCCAAUUUUGCAAAAGCCCAUGCGUUGUUCCUACGCUCCAUAGACACAUUCCCCACAGCAUCUGCGCAUUAUCAUAUAGCACUAUCGUACGCACGAUACAUCCCUCCCACACCUCGUCUCUCUUCUGAAGAUAAUUACGAAGAUAAUUACAAUCAAGGCAGCGAAGUUUUCCACGAGCAAAAUCUGGAAAAAGCUAUCUUACACGUAGCAACUGCGGCUGAGAGCAAACCUUCCGAGAUUAGAUAUUGGCACCUCAUCGGAUUACUCUCAGCAAAGAUGGAGCAGUGGGAAGCUGCGCAAAGUGCACUAGAGACAGGCGCUGCACUUGGGGAGGUUUCCGAUGUUGCACAAAAUGCUGAGGAUUUGACUGAUACCCAGAGCACCACAAGACUCAGUGUUCCUUCGCAAGGAACAGCAAAAGUUAAUGACCACCCGCCACGUGCAAUUGAGGGUUUGCCCCCUUCAGACCCUUCGCACUCAAUUUUUGAAACUUUAUUACCCCCGAACGAGGAAGAUGUUCCUCCGGUGUAUGCCCUUGGACCAAACACUACAGGUUUAUCCCAGACCCAGAGCUUACCCCCGUCUUCAGAGCUGCUACAAGCCGUUGCUGAUCAUCCUGAACCAUCGAGGCAUGAGAAGUUUGAGUACGCACUACAGUUGAGGAUGACGCAGGUAGCAGUGAUAGAGUACGUCGAGGGCGCCGAGGGCGCAGCAGACAAGCUUCCCGAAGUAUUCCAGUGGAUCGCGGAAAAGCGAGGUAUUAGCGGAGAUCAGACUCACGCCCGCUCUUCAAUUGAUAUGGCGCGGUCGGCGGACAUGAAACUCAGAACACCAUCUGAGCUCGCAUUGUCUAUAUCGGCUUCCAACUCACAGGCCGGCCAUGAAGUCAAGGCAAUACAUGAUGCUGCCGUUGAGCAAAGUCAAGACCAAUCACUACACCGGCCAUCCUUAUCGAACACCAGUUCGACCGAGCUUCAGCCUCCAAUUCCUAUCAUGAUAUCCCCCGCUACUCCGGACGGUACGGGGUCUCCUGCGAAUGGCCAAAACCCGCUUGACGUCAAGAAGGAGAAGAGGAAAGAAGUAGAGUCGGACAACGUAUCCGAUAAACACCUCCGGAUUUCUGCACACACUCACGACCGGGACGCGUCAAAAUCGAAAAAAAUGCAGCAAAAAUUGAAAAGCCAGGUCCACAAGGGGAGUGCUCGGAUUAGCACGAUUUCGAAGAAAAUUGGUCAAGGUGUAGUAAAGAAUGGGAGUUUGAGAAGAUCGAAUUCCACACCUGAUUUUCAUGCAGUCCUGCGUCCAACAUCCUACCAAGCUUCAUCGAUUCACUCUCGCAGACGUGUAAGCGCCCCUUCGCCAGUACCUGAGCUUUUAGAUGCCUCCUCUCCACCUCCGCCACCACCACCUGCCUUACCGCCGACAUCCGAUUCAAAAUGGAACAGUCGCACUACGAAGGAAAAUCGUUUGUUGAGCGAUCUCUGGCUAAUGUCAGCGGCUACCUUCAGACGGUUGGGCAAAAUUGAGCAAGCAAAGGGUGCUAUACAGGAGGCAGAAGUGAGGGAUGAAACCAAUCCGGGUGUUUGGGUGCAGCUUGGCCUUUACUACGUUGCCCUGGGCCGGUCUCUUGCAGCAACAGAGGCUUUUCAGAAAGCAUUGUUCAUAUCAUCUGAUGACGUCGAUGCAUCUGUCUAUCUUGCACGCUUAUAUCUCUUUCCUGAGGAAAUCUCCCACAAGAAGUUUAGAGAGGAAGCUGUUCCCGAGAAUAUUGACCUUGUGGCAGGAUCUCUAGCUCAUCUCACACAAGGUGCUGGUUGGGAUAUUCCUGAAGCUUGGUAUUUUCUUGCAAAAGCGUAUGGCAUGCAAGGUCGCAAAGAACGGGAGCGAAAUUGCUUGACCUCAGCUCUGAAGCUUUCGGAAAAUAGGGGUGUAAGAAGUUUGGGCGCUGCUCUAGGAAUAUGUCUGUGAUUUUUGCAUUGCUUUCCUUCACGUUCGUCAUUGCAUAUCUACGUUUUCGUUGGGAAAUUUUGCAUUCAAUCUAUACCCCUUCAUUGCAUGAAGCAAUUACUCUACUCGAUGCUCACUAAUGUACUUAUCAUGCAAGGCCUUCACUCUUCUAC